GUGUGCGUCUGGACCGGGUUCGAGGCGGCAGACAGAAGUACAAGAGGAGAAUAGAUGCGGAGAACAGCCCAUAUCUGCAACCACAAAGCAACCUGCCUCACAAAAAAACAUUUUCUGUAGGUGGUGCAGUGGAGAACAAGGUGGUAUCUCUGCUGCUUGUUGCCGAGCCGGAGAGCAUCUUCGCCAUGCCGGACCCCAUGGUCCCCGAGAGCGACAUCAAGGCCCUGACCACACUGUGUGACCUCGCCGACAGAGAGCUGGUGGUCAACAUCGGCUGGGCCAAACACAUCCCUGGCUUCCCUUCGCUCUCUUUAGCAGACCAGAUGAGUCUCCUGCAGAGCGGCUGGAUGGAGAUUUUGAUCCUUCGAGUGGUGUUUCGCUCCCUGACCCUGGAGGACAARCUGGUGUAUGCCGAGGACUACAUCAUGGACGAGGAGCAGUCGAAGCUGGCGGGGCUCCUGGACCUCAACAACGCAAUCCUGCAGCUGGUGAAGAAGUACAAAAGCAUGKGCCUGGAAAAGGAGGAGUUUGUGCUCCUCAAAGCUAUYGCUCUGGCAAACUCAGAUUCCAUGCAAAUCGAAGACUCUGAGGCAGUCCUGAGACUCCAGGAUGUCCUUCACGGGGCCCUGCAGGACUACGAGGCCGCCCUCCACCCAGAGGAUUCGCGGCGCGCAGGCAAGCUGAUCAUGACGCUCCCGCUCCUGCGCCAGACGGCCGCCCGAGCCGUGCAGCACUUCUGCAGCGUCAAACAGGACGGCCGUGUGCCCAUGCACAAACUGUUCCUCGAACUGCUGGAGGCCAAAGCCUGAUCAGAACACAGGAGGAGCCGGCUGCUGGGUCGGAACGGAACCGGGUCAAGUUGAAGAAAUGGGCUUAUGAGUAAUAGCGGGUGUGUCCAUUUUUGUUAACUAGCAUUUGACAAUUUGCCRUCACUGGGAACAUAUCGGCUGGAAGAGUUUUGGAGACAGCCCUCCUGCUUCGUAUGAAAAAGAAAAAGACCUCAACAGGCUAAUGUUCCGACAAAAGAACCAACGGCUUAAAAGCAGAGGAAUCGCCUUCUAAAGAUAUUUACAAUUACAUGCCAAACGUAAUUUCUUUUGUCAAAAAAAAAAAAAAACGCACCUGAUACUUGAAAAUCCACGAGGAUUAUGUUGUUCAUCUUGAAGCCUGUAAAAUCUGCAUUCUAGUGCAUCUAGAGAGCCUCUCUGAUUAGGUGUUACAUAUCUUUUUGUUUUGUACAGUACGAUUAAAUAAGAUGUAAACAGUUAGUUUUGCCAAAGAGUAGACUCGUGUUAAACCAGAACAUACCAGCAAUCGUCCAGAAUCAUUUAACGUGGCUUGGGAGAUGUUCACGACGUCGUUGCUUUGUUUCUGUGUUGCUGCUGGGAGCUGAUUGGCAUCUAAUAAAAGAACAGGCCUCCUGCUUUUACUAUUUCAGGGAAAGACAUGUUUCGAUGCAACAAUUAUUUAUUUAAAAGCGGCUCUGUUCUGUUAGUUUGUCUAACGUCAAUGAAUGAUUUUUAAUUGUUUAUGUAAGAUAAUAUUUUACCAGCUUCUCCGCUCCGACUCUGAYACUGAACUCUGUAUCACAGCAUCAAAAACGUCAUUAUAAAAUUAAAAGUGGAGUCUUUUUGCUUCAGGAUCAUAUAAACGAGCUGUGUAGAACUCUURUAUAAAGGCUGCCAUACUGUAAACCUUGGACUACGAAGGAUGUGUUUUCUAUAGUAGAGGUCUAUGUGUAGGAAGAAAUUUGUGCACUAUUUAAAAUUUUUUUUAGCCAUGAAGUUGGGUGGGGGGCGCUGUUAAUCUGUUAGUGUUGUUUGAAGAGUCGCAGUACUGAAGUCUUUUGCCACACGUGUCGAAUGAAGGGAAUAUGAGCACGCUGUAAAAAAAAAAAAGGUCCAAGUUUUGCUCCUUGUGGCACUUUUUUUUUUCUUUGUGACAAGAUGAAGCAGCGGUACGAGGUUGAAAUAUGUCAUGUAAGAGUUGCUGUGUGUAGAUCGUGUCUCAUACCAGCAGAGGUGUUUAAAGAUUUGCCUGAACGAGCUGUGCUGUUUCAUUCUCAGGUGGAUUCUUGGGCAAUAAAGACCGUCCCCUUAAUGCAAA
Messenger RNA from Austrofundulus limnaeus, 2106 nucleotides. RefSeq names its product estrogen-related receptor gamma. Gene Ontology annotation, molecular function: steroid binding; sequence-specific DNA binding; nuclear steroid receptor activity. The record is from RefSeq and is a predicted model, not a curated record. Gene Ontology annotation, biological process: regulation of DNA-templated transcription. Gene Ontology annotation, cellular component: nucleus. Lineage: Eukaryota; Metazoa; Chordata; Actinopteri; Cyprinodontiformes; Rivulidae.